GUCUGCUCGGCAGACUUGCUGCAGCUGAUCGGAGGGCUCCUGGCCGUGAGCCCCGCCGAUCGCACGACGGUCGGCGAGUCCUGCUUCGAGCCCGAGGAGAUCGGGCCUCGGCCCUCGCGUCGACCUGGCUGCACGGCACCGGGGAGAGGGAGGAGCGGGAGGCUUGCCAGGCGGCCCUGCGCGGCACCGCGUCCACGGCCUCCCUGAGCACCAUGGCCUCGAAGGACGACGACGAGGACGCGGUCACCGCGGGGGUGGCCUCGAAGGACGACGGGGGAUGGCUCGGAGACGCCUAUGACGUUCGACUCCAAGUCCGACGAGGAGGAGGACUCGACCCCCCCGCGGAGCGGCCCGGCGUCGCCCUGAGCCCACGCGGGCGCCCGCCCGCCUCCCUCGCGGGGCGCGGGUGCGCGCCCCGGGGGCCGGGUCCGCGCCUGCUGCACCUUGUGGCUGGCGGCGCAAGGAACCCGGGCUCAGCCACGCGCAGAGGGGGGCUCAAGCAGUGGCGAAGCGUCUUGGCGUGCCCACAGUCCUCCGCCGACUUGGCACAGGAGCCCUUCGCGCGAGGGCCCGCCGGCCGCCCCUCGCGCCCCGCCGGGGCCUUUUGCACGCGCGCGCCGGGGGGCGAUCCUGGCCGGACCCUCUGCGCAUUCGCGGGCCCGUGGCUUGCCAGGGGGGGUAGGCUCGGUCGCCCCCCCCUCUGGGCCACUGCGGCCUUCGCGCAGCGCUUCCGUGUGUAUAUAUUUUUCAUGUUGGGGGUCGCGAUUGCAGAGCGCCUCCUUAGCGCCUGA
Molecule: messenger RNA, 791 nt
Organism: Prorocentrum cordatum
Lineage: Eukaryota; Dinophyceae; Prorocentrales; Prorocentraceae
Source: the annotation of a GenBank genome assembly